CGGAUGUAGGAAAGUAGGCGGAAAUUAUAGUGGCGGCGCGAGGACGAAGAACUAUCGAAUUCAAGCACUUCAUAUUCACCUAGUUAAUUCUACAGAACGGACAGUAUAUACGGAAAAUAAUAGUUUUUGAAAACUUUGUUUACCAAUUGGUAACAGCAACUGAGAUAAUCUAAAGAAGUAAGAUGAAACACAUUAAUCUGUGUAUUCUUAUUCUGUUGGUGUGUUUUAACUUCACAACCUACGCAUGUGUUCGAAACAGUGAUGAUCCGUAUUUACAAAGGAGUGUCCGCAAAACACCGGCCCAAAAAGCUAAAAUCAAAGCGAACAGGGGAGCAAAAACAGCAGCGGCAGCCGCAGCAGAGGCAGAAGCGGCAGCAGAAGCAGCAGCAGCGGAGGCAGAAGAAAUAUCAAUGGAAGCUGCAGAAGAGAUAAUAGCGGAGAUAACAGAAGAUGCAGACGUAGGGAACGAAACAAUUGAGGAGGAAUUCGUAAUGCCACCAAGACAGACAAAAUGCAGAGCCAAAGCGAUCACGCCACUCGAUACGGAACAGAGAAGAACUUUGGAUAAACAUAAAAAGAAGAUUAAAGUUAUGGAGAAUAAUCAUAAGGUGUUGAGAAGGAUGGAUGUUAAGAAGCCAGUGGUAAGGCUAACGAGACAACAAAGAGAGGAAGUGAAGGUCUACCUGACGGGUGCUUUCAUGAAAGCCGAAUCGCUACCGAAUAUUGAGAGCGGGCUAAAUAUAUCGGAUAGCGAGCUUCGAGAAAAACGAAGCUUCGGCCGGGGGGCAAGAGUAUGUGAGCCUGUUUACAGCUGGGACAACGUGUACUUAACUCUCGAUUCAAACGGAACACUCGUUCAAAUUAUUCAGCUAGAGGAAGAUGAAAUGUACCAAUGGUUCAUGGAGGAGACGUGCCAGACACUGAGCAGCAGCGUAGUGAAAGCCAACUGCUUGGAGGCGGAGCGACUUCAUCUUGCUUACGUCAUCAACCUCACAACAGGAGAUAUAGAACAAACCUACGUAGUUGUUUACUGCUGUGUUGGAAUGUCAGUCAUUUAGCGAACACAAUCAGGUUUUACCGAGAAUUUUCACAGCAAAACGUUAAAUUUCUUUAUACUGUUUCACCAAUAAGGAAAACUAUUAAUAGUGUCAUUACAAAUUUGUUUCCGUAACAAUUAUGGUAGCCACAAUAACGCAGGAAACACAUUUUGUGUUAAGCUAACACGACCAAUAAAUCUCCAUAAGUGGCUCAUGGCAUGCGUACGCAAAUACGUGUUUGUGGGACAUGUGCGUAUUCCUGGCUCUUUUUGAUUGGUCAUUCUUUAGGUUUGACACUCGUGGAAGGUCUGUUGUAUAUUUCCUAUAGAAAUUUGUUUCAUUCACAAUAGAAUACAGUACGGUAGUCUUUAAUAAUGACGACUAAUUUUUUUCAUGAUUCCUGUUUUAUGUGUGGAUUGAAUGAUUUGAUUUAUUGAUAUUAAAUAAUUAAUUAAUGACGGAAUCAUUAAUUUAUAGUUGUCUUUAUAUUUAUCUGAAUCUGAAAUAUUAAAAAUAUUGAUUGAAACAUUUAUUUAAUAUGUAAUAAAUUACUGAAUUAAUGCGGACUACUUAUCAGUAAAUAGUUGUUAUGAUUCUUGGAUUUAAGUUAUUGAUUUGUGGAUAAAUCAUUAAAUUAUUAGAGUAACUUGUACUAGGAAAUUGCCAAUUGUAGUUCAUGAUUUUUGUAUGAGAAUCGGUUUAGAUUGAAUGAUUUAAUAUGCAAUUAGUAUAGUUUUAUCCCAUACAGUACAUUAUGGUGCUAUUUUCAUGAAUGAUUGAAUUCUUUAGUCUUAUGACUGUACAUAUUUGUUUACAGCUAUCGAGUUUUCUAUUAAAAUAAGACAUACCUAAAAGCAAUCUAUGGACUACUGUGAGUAUGUGACUAGAUAAACUAUGUCUAGACUGUGUGUGUGUGGGUGUGUGUGAAGUUUUAUUGUGUUCCUUGUGUUACAGAAAUACCUUUAUCAACACAAAUAUUUGUGAAACACGACUCAAAACUUGUAACAAUUUUCAUCGAUUUUAAACAUAUACUAGGUAUAUAUCAAUCUGAGAAGAUUUUGUUAGAUUAAUAGACAUGUAUCUAUGUGGUAUUUCAGUUUUAGAUUAGAUAGGGUGCCAAAUUACUGUACAGUAUUUUGUAGGUAUACCCGUCUGCAUGGGCCACGAUAUGUAUUCUUCUAGUGCUUUAUGAUCAUAUCAGUUUUAUCGAUAGCUAGAUAUGUUAUUAUUGUGGCAUAAGCUAAAUACUAUGAACAAAACCAACCUUUUUUAAAGUUAAUUAAAUUUAAUUAAAAAGAUGUUGACCGAAUUCUAAAGGGAUUAGUGUAGUCGUUUUGCCCUACAUCAGCGAAAUAAGCCUUGUUUUCAUAAAAUUGCUACAAGCUAUCGCCGACAGCUUUGGUGACGCUGAUUGGUCUGUCGAUUCGGGGAGUCUUCUUGAUUGCGUCAG
This is a messenger RNA of Anneissia japonica, 2487 nucleotides long. RefSeq lists its product as uncharacterized. Bases 183 to 1058 code for a protein of 291 amino acids. The transcript has 4 exons. The record is from RefSeq and is a predicted model, not a curated record. Lineage: Eukaryota; Metazoa; Echinodermata; Crinoidea; Comatulida; Comatulidae.